Molecule: messenger RNA, 1644 nt
Organism: Cornus florida
Lineage: Eukaryota; Viridiplantae; Streptophyta; Magnoliopsida; Cornales; Cornaceae
Product: putative late blight resistance protein homolog R1A-10
Exons: 2
Coding region: 1-1644 (547 amino acids)
Biological process (GO): defense response to other organism
Molecular function (GO): ADP binding
Source: RefSeq, a predicted model, not a curated record
AUGUAUAGGAUUGGAGUGCUGCAAGUUGAGAAGUCCACCCGCGGAGCUUUGCCAAUACCCUCUUCCACCAUCAUAGUCAAGGAAGAUUUAGUUGUGGGUUUUGAAGAUGAAACGACAACGAUAAUGGAGCUGCUUAUAGAAGAGCAUGAAAUUCAGCUAAAAGUUAUACCAAUCAUCAGGAUGCCUGGACUCGGUAAGACCACUCUAGCCAUAAAAGUGUACAACAAUCCUUUCAUUGAAUACCAGUCCCAUUUUCGUGCAUGGACCCAAAUAUCCAGCUUAAAGGUGAAACCGAAAAACAUGAGCGAUGAAGAGUUGGGUGAAGGAUUGUACAAAAGCUUGAAAGGUAAGAAGUAUCUCAUCAUCAUGGAUGAUAUAUGGGAGUUAAGGGCCUGGAAUGAUAUCAAAAGACACUUUCCAAAUGACAACAUUGGAAGCAGAAUUAUAUUCACUAGUCGGCAUGUAGAUGUAGCUUUAGCUUUGUCCGCUAAACCUCACCAUUUGCGGUUUCUAAAUUUUGAUGAAAGUUGGGAUCUAUUACGGCAGAAGGUAUUUGAAGGAGGUAGUUGCCCACAACUCUUAAUUGAAAUUGGAAAGAAAAUUGCCAAAAAAUGUCAAGGACUACCACUUGCAAUUGUUGUAAUAGCUGGACUGCUGGCAAAGAAAGAUAAGACACAAGACUGGUGGAGGCAUGUUGCUGAAAGUGUAAGUUCAUAUAUCGUUACCGAACGAGAGCAAUUCAUGGGCACACUAGCACUAAGUUACAACCACUUGCCUUAUCACUUGAAGCCAUGUUUCCUAUAUUUUGGAGCAUUCCCUGAAAAAUAUGAAAUUCCAGUUUGGAAAUUGAUCUGGUUGUGGAUUGCCGAAGGAUUUAUAAUGCGAAAUCAGCAGAAAAGCUUAGAAGAUGUUGCGGAGGAUUACAUGAUGGAUCUAAUUGAUAGAAGUCUAGUGGUGGUUUCCAAGAAAAGGGCUAAUGGUCGAAUUAAAGCAUGUCGUGUCCAUGAUCUCUUGCGUGAUUUAUGUUUGAGAAAAGCUCAAGAAGAGAAUUUUAUGCAAAUUCCGAGGUAUGGAUCAACAUAUUCUUCUUUUUCAAGUCCUAAGGCAAAAAAGCAGCGUCGCAUUUGCAUCGGUACUCAAAUUGAAUUUUCUACCAUUCUCACACUCCUUAAUGGAUGUGGUUAUUUAAAGCAAGUUGGUCCAGAGGUCUGCUCUUUCUCUUCAACUGCAGAUUUAUCUCUAGCUUCUCUUUUAUCGUUUUGUAGAGCCUUCAAACUUCUUAGGGUGGUAAAUAUAUCAACCGUCAAAUUUUCCUCAUUCCCUGAAGAACUACAACUAUUAGUUCACUUGAGGUAUCUAUCAUUUCACGUUGACAAAGAACACUUUCGACCAUCAAUGUCAAACCUCUGGAAGCUAGAAACCUUAAUUGUUGGAGGAGGACCGAUAGGUUGUGUAUCUUUCUCGCAUGAUAUCUGGAAGAUGGUGAAAUUGAGGCAUCUGUAUACAAAGCGGCUUAUUCAAAUCACUCAUGUGCCCGUUGAUGACUAUCCCUUCGUGUUGGAUGACCUUCAGAGCGUAGGAAAUUUAGGUCUUCGUGGUGUAGAUGAGCGAGUCUUACGACGGAUUCCCAAGCUUAGAAACUAA